AUGGGUCGUACGGCGGUCAAAUCCGUCGCACGUGUAUAUGCGGACGUCAAUGCGAAGCUCGGUCCUUCCUGGCACGAAUAUGACAACCUACAGGUUCAAUGGGGAUCUCAAGACCAUUAUGAGAUCGUUCGGAAAGUUGGACGGGGGAAAUAUUCCGAGGUCUUUGAGGGUGUCAACAUUGUGAACGAAGAGAAGUGCAUCAUUAAGGUUCUCAAGCCAGUGAAGAAGAAGAAAAUAAAACGAGAGAUCAAAAUCCUGCAGAACCUGGCUGGAGGACCUAACGUCGUUGCCCUCCUCGACGUAGUCCGAGAUCCAUCUUCAAAGAUUCCCAGCCUAAUCACAGAAUAUGUCCACAAUGUAGAUUUCAAGGUCUUGUAUCCGCGUUUUUUGGACUUUGAUGUACGCUUCUACAUGCUUGAGCUGCUGAAGGCCUUGGACUUCUGCCAUUCCAAGGGCAUAAUGCAUCGAGACGUCAAGCCUCACAACGUCAUGAUAGAUCAUGACCGUCGGAAGCUGCGACUGAUAGACUGGGGGUUGGCGGAGUUUUACCACCCGAAGACAGAGUACAACGUUCGAGUUGCCUCGCGGUACUUCAAGGGUCCAGAGCUACUAGUGGACUUCCAAGAAUACGAUUACAGCCUGGACAUGUGGAGCUACGGCUGUAUGUUUGCAUCUAUGAUCUUCCGCAAGGAACCCUUCUUCCAUGGGCAUGACAAUUACGACCAACUAGUCAAGAUCACAAAAGUGCUAGGCACCGAAGGUCUUUACCACUACGUAGAAAAAUACGAUAUAGCCCUUGAUCCUCAGUAUGACGAUAUUCUCGGAAGCUACCCAAAAAAACCGUGGUCGCGGUUCAUCACAUCAGAGAACCAGCGUUACAUUUCGAACGAAGCGAUCGACUUCCUGGAUAAGCUGCUACGCUACGACCACCAGGAACGCCUCACUGCAAGGGAAGCACAGAUGCACCCGUACUUUGAUCCUGUUAGAAACGCUGCGCUGCGCGACGGUGACAGUGAAGGGUCAGCGGCGUAG
Molecule: messenger RNA, 1032 nt
Organism: Sparassis crispa
Lineage: Eukaryota; Fungi; Basidiomycota; Agaricomycetes; Polyporales; Sparassidaceae
Product: Casein kinase II subunit alpha
Exons: 8
Coding region: 1-1032 (343 amino acids)
Biological process (GO): DNA damage response; protein phosphorylation; regulation of transcription by RNA polymerase III
Cellular component (GO): nucleus; cytosol; protein kinase CK2 complex
Molecular function (GO): ATP binding; protein serine/threonine kinase activity
Source: RefSeq, a predicted model, not a curated record